AUGUCGACGCCUUCAGCCUCUGCUGCACCGCGUGGCACGCCCGGUUUGACCGUCCCCUCGUCCCAGAACACCGCGCCCGUCAUCAAAUUCCGAUGUCUCUACACCCACGAUCUUCGACGAAAAGCAAAACGCUGGCAGGAUGGCUACCUCCGAUAUCACAAAUUUAAUAAGAGGGCUAUGGUUUUUGAUACCUCGGGGAAUUUCAUAGGCGACCUCCAUUGGCGGAAGGACGAGGAUAUUCAAGAUGGUGAUGAGAUGGAACUGGAUAAAGGCGUGCUGAUCGAGGUUGGCGAAUGCAUGGGGAGUACAGAGACAGACAUCUCGUCCUUGUUCGAAAAGAAGAGAUCCAGUCAAGGAUCCCCAUCACAGCAGAAACCAUCACCAGCUGCCCGUCCUUCAUCUACCCCAGUACGCUCUGCCAUGUCGUCGCAGCCGUCGCGAUCUUUGAAUGACCUUUUGGGAAUCAAACGAACACCCAUCGGACGAUUGGUCUCGCCUUACGAAGAACGACACUCACAAGUCCAAACUGGGAAUAGUCAGCAAUCGCCUGGGCCGGCGGCAAAGCGCCAGAAAACCGUUUCUUCAGAAAGACCUCGCGAACAGCGCCCGAACCCGCCCCCGCCAUCUCGUGCACAACCUGUUGUCGUUGACCUGGACGGACCUGCUGCCCCAAAACUGCGAAAUGGAAAUGAGAAAGAGAAAACAAUCCCAACGCCAUUGGGACCGGAGGAGAGACCCCGCGAAAGGAACUUAAAUCCACGACCUGCUGUCAUUGAAAGGCCUGCUGUUGGGACAAUAGGAAAGGAGAAGGAGCAAACAUCAAUCCCAAAGCCACCGGAACCUUUAACGAGGCCGAGGAUAGAUCCACAGCCCAGUCGAGCAACACCGAAUGCUCCGACACCAUCGAGUGCACCCAAGGAAACAAGGCCCAGGCCAGUCGAGAACACUCGACCUUCCAAUAAUCUGUCGCGAUCGUUUGGGUCUAUCAGCACGAAUGCAGACCCUCCAGUCAAUACCCUUCGAAUGUCGACUGAUCGACCGCGCAAAAAGUUGAUGUACAGCGAAUUAUUGCGCAGCCAGUCAUCGAAAUCAUCAUCAGACGCAGCACCACGGCCACAAAGACCAAGUCCUCAAUUAGGGCCAGAGCGAGCUAAAUCGCAAAGAGUUGAGCGUGAGCACGAGCAUGUUGUACCGGAUCCUAUACCUACCAAUAUGGAUUUUGUGCCAUCGGAAUCGACACAAUUUGUUCUUGACCAACUGACAGAUGACCCAAUUUCUGAACAACCUGCUCCAGCUCCACAGGCAUCAUUUCCACCUAACCACAAACUAGAACCGCCAACCACGAAUCCCUCGCAUCUAGCGCCCAGGAAUCGAAUAUCGAACCCCGAGCCCCGAUUGAUCAGCAGCCCUUUUAUUAAACCGGAGCACAUACCGCCCCAUCAAACCCAAACUCGGCCUGCACAGCCAGGACCAACACAGCCACCUCCAAUUCCAGCAGUGAUGAACCUACGCCCUCAAAAUCUCACAGCAAGGGCUUCUCAUACCAGACUCCAAAAGUCGUAUUCAGAUCCCACUGCUUUACUCAACGCCACCGGCGUUACGUCGCGACGGGCACCUCCUAAGAGCCCGCUAGGCAUGCCCGUCAACAAUGGGCCUGAGAAAGGUCCCUGGACUGCAGAAGCAUUGGACCUGUUUGAUUUUUGGCCACCGGGACGGCCGAAGCCUAGUUGA
This is a messenger RNA of Aspergillus wentii DTO 134E9, 1731 nucleotides long. RefSeq lists its product as uncharacterized. Lineage: Eukaryota; Fungi; Ascomycota; Eurotiomycetes; Eurotiales; Aspergillaceae. Bases 1 to 1731 code for a protein of 576 amino acids. Gene Ontology annotation, cellular component: site of double-strand break; nucleus. Gene Ontology annotation, biological process: double-strand break repair. The transcript has 2 exons. The record is from RefSeq and is a predicted model, not a curated record.